AUGAAUUUAACAUUUGAAGCAGUUCGAAAAAUUGUUCAACAAGGAUAGAAUGUUAUAGAUUUGAAAUAGAAGAUCGAAUGCAAUUAUACUUUUUAAAUUGUAGAGAACUAUUUUCCUCAAUCAUCCAAAGAAAAAUUGGAUUAAUUGUUAUGUUUCCGCGUUUCUGAUGGCUAUGCUAAAAUGAAAGCUUUAUUUUUUCGAACUCCAAAUCCUGACUUUGUCCAAUUAAGAGAAACAGAACCUUUAACUAAAUAUCCAUUAAUAAAAGUCACAAGUUUUAGAAUUUUGGGAAAACCUGUGGAGGGCGAUGAUUUUCCAAUAUUAAUUUUAGAAUUUGAAAGACUUUAAAUUCUUGAAAAAAUAAUUGGCUAACCAAUGUCCUAUAAAUCAUAUGCUGCUAAUGGUUACUAAAAUCCUAAUGGAGCUACUUCAUUAGACGACUACGAAUUUGCUGGGAUUGACGAUUUAUUGUUUUCAAAUCACAAAUCCUAAUCGAUUGGAUAGAUUCCUCCAAAAAAUACAAUAUAACAGAACAUAUAAGAAAUACCAAAUAAAUAAGAAGAAAAACCUAAACAAGGAGUAAUACUAUUAUGUUAAAUUAUAGAUUAAAAUUUCAUUAAGUAAAACUAAAUUUUAAAAACAAUAAUAAGUAGAUCCACCAUAGACAGAAUUAGUUUAAUAAUAAUAAUAGUAAAAGCCAUAAGUUUAGAAGUAAUAGUAUGAAUAGAUUGCCCAAAAUUAGCAAUUCUAAUAGAUAUAAUAAACUAAAAAUAACCAGGAUUAAUUAAAUUAAAAAAAAUAAUAACUAAGAGUAUAAAUAUAACCAUAAUAAUAAUAAUAAUAAUAAUAAUAAUAAUAACAAUAAUAAUAAUAAUAAUAAUAACAAUAGAAUAAUUAAUUUAAUAACAAAAUACCUAACCAAAAAAAUAAUAAAAAUAAUCCUUAGAUUGAUGUAAAUAUUUAUUAUUUCAUAAUAGUUUUUCCCUCUUUAUUAAAUUAAUCCUAGUUUUUAAUAAGCAUUUAGAGGUAGAGUUGUUAAAGUUAAUGAAAUAAAAAGCUAUACUACAAAAAAUUAAAAAGAUGGAAAAAUGUUUGGAAUUUAUGUUAUUGAUGAAGAAAAUCUUAUCUCUGCUAUGUUUUUUGAUUAAGCAGCUGAAAAAUUUCAUGAUUAUAUUGUUUAAGGAAAGUGUUACAUUUUUUCAGGUGUUUAAGUAAAACCAGCCAAAAAUUUAGAAUAAUUACAAAAGAUUGGGAGUCUUCCCUUUGAUUAUACUUUUGAUCAAAAUUCUUAAAUAAUUGAAAUUGAUGAAGUCCCUGGAAUUCCUUUAAAUAUCUUUAACUUUGUUAAACUUAAUUCAAUAACCCAAUAAAAAGUUGGAUCAAUAUAAGAUGUAGUAGCUGUAAUAAAAUCAACUAGUGGUGUAAAAGAAUUUUAAGCUAAAAAUAAAGAUGAGAAAUCAACUAGAAUUUAAUUAGGAGUUUAUGAUGAUUCAUUAUAAGAAAUAGAAAUAACACUCUAUGGAAAUUUAGCUCAACAAUACCCAUUUUAAAUUGGAGAAAUUUAUAUGUUCAAAAGUUUAAAGAUAAAUGAAUAUUAAGGAAGAAAAAGUUUAUAAAAUAAUUAUUUGACUUCUAUCCAUUUUGAUAAAAAUUAAAAAGAAGUCAAAGAAUUAUAAAAUUGGUUAUAGAAUUUUGAUGGAAAAUUGGCUGAACCUGUAUCUAAGAUUAAAUUAAUAUCUGAAUUAAUAAAUGAAUCAAAUAGAUGUGAAUUAGAUUAGAAUUUAAAAAUAUACUCAGAUGUUAGAGCUUAAUUAGUAUUAGUUAAAAACUCAGGUACUCUUUAUUAUUAAUCUUGUACAAAUUGUCUUAAGAAAGUUACAACAGAAUUGGAUUCAUUUUAUUGUUCAUCGUGCAAUUUGACAAUGAAAGAACCUAAGUUUAGAUAUAUUCUUAAUUGCAAAAUAGCUGACUCUAGUGGUAAUAUCUGGGUUAGUGUAGGUGAUUAAUAAGCUAAUUAGAUAAUUGAUAUUCCUGCUAAUCUACUUAAAUAAUUAACAGAAGAAGGUAAAGAAAAAGAAAAGAAUGAUGCAUUAAGUAAAUCAGCAUACAAAGAGUUUAGAUUUAAAUUAACAUCUAAAUUGGAAGAAUUUAAUGAUGUCAAAAGAGUAAAACAUGCUGUAUAAUCUAUUACUCCAAUUUCAAAUGCUGAUACAUAAGCUAUUUUAAACCAAAUAGAAUUUUAUAUGAAGAAUAUUUGA
Paramecium pentaurelia is the source of this 2258-nucleotide messenger RNA. The record is from the annotation of a GenBank genome assembly. Lineage: Eukaryota; Ciliophora; Oligohymenophorea; Peniculida; Parameciidae.